AAGAACUUCCGGGGUAAUUUUGUAACUUGUAUACAUAACACAUCGUAACACCGAGAGAGAAAGUACCUGCUAACCUGUCAACGGUCCCCGUUCCCAUGUCUACAGCGGUGCUUGUAGCUGCUGUUGUCGGCGGUGGGGUACUGCUCCUUAUGCGCCGUUUGUUCCCCCGGCAGAAAGCCGUAAAGCUCCUCCGUUAUCCGGCCAACACCAUGCGAGGAAAGACGGUCAUUGUAACCGGGGCUAACUGCGGGAUAGGGAAGGCCCUGGCCGGGGAGCUGCUAAAACUCCAUGCCCGGGUCAUCAUGGCUUGUCGGGACCAGCGGAGCGCCGAGGAGGCGGCUAAAGACAUCAAGAAACAUGCGGGACCAGAGCAGGGAGAGGUGGUCAUCAAACACCUGGACCUCGCCUCUCUCAGAUCAGUGCAAAAGUUUUGUGAGGAAAUUAAUGAGGAGGAAUCAAAGAUCGAUGUGCUUGUCAACAACGCCGGCCUGUACCAGUGUCCCUACACAAAGACAGAGGAAGGGUUUGAGAUGCAGUUUGGCGUGAAUCACCUGGGCCACUUCCUCCUCACUCACCUCCUGCUGGACCUCCUAAAGUCCUCAGCUCCCAGCCGCAUCGUAGUGGUUUCCUCCAAGCUCUACAAGUACGGCCACAUCAACUUUGAUGACCUGAACAGUGAGAGAAACUACAACAAGUCCUUCUGCUACAGCCAGAGCAAACUGGCCAACCUGCUGUUCACUCUGGAACUGUCCCGGCAGCUGGAGGGAACGGGGGUCACGGUCAACGCUCUCACCCCUGGCAUCGUGAGGACCAGACUCGGCAGACAUGUUCAAAUCCCUCUCCUGGCUAAGCCGCUGUUCUACCUCGCCUCGCUACUCUUUUUUAAGAGUCCGUUGGAAGGGGCCCAGACUCCGCUCUAUCUAGCCUGCUCCCCCGAGGUGGAGGGAGUGUCGGGGAAGUGUUUCGCUAACUGUGAGGAGGAGCAGCUGAUGGAGAAAGCCACAGAUGAGGAGGCAGCCAAGAGACUGUGGGACAUUAGCAGGAGGAUGGUCGGCCUCGCUAACUGAGCCCAGGCCUGUUCUGAGGACUUUGAGUUAUCUGGCCCCGGACAGAACCGCCUCCAUCCAGGAGCACGUAAUUGUCUUGGAUUGUUUCCAGGUGUAACCUUGGGGAUAUAGCUGAUAAUUAAAUGACAUAUUGUGCAAACCAAGUGUAUAAACCAAGUGUGUGUGAGCAGGAGUGCACAUUGCAGUGUGAUAAUUUGAGAAAGUGUAAUGCUGUGAAUUAUAAAAAUGUGUGCCUGCACAGUGUGAUGGUUUGAGCUAAGAGGCAACGCUGUGUGAAAGAUUUCUCCUUCACUGCAGUAAUGUUCCUCAUGUACAUGUUUAUAUGGAAAAAAACAGAAUUAAAACUACAUGGUUACCUCA
Molecule: messenger RNA, 1427 nt
Organism: Cheilinus undulatus (humphead wrasse)
Lineage: Eukaryota; Metazoa; Chordata; Actinopteri; Labriformes; Labridae
Gene: rdh14b
Product: retinol dehydrogenase 14b
Exons: 2
Coding region: 96-1067 (323 amino acids)
Source: RefSeq, a predicted model, not a curated record